Messenger RNA from Adineta steineri, 1077 nucleotides. Lineage: Eukaryota; Metazoa; Rotifera; Eurotatoria; Adinetida; Adinetidae. The record is from the annotation of a GenBank genome assembly.
AUGUCUUCAUUAUCAUCAUCUUCUUCAAGUGCACCAACACCAACGAGUUCAUCAACAUUAUUAAUGGGCGCGCCGACAGAUUAUCGUCGUUUACCAAAAUGUCCGCGUACAGCAAGUGCCAUAGCGCAACGGAUUAUAGAAGCAGCCGUGGUUCCUUCCAGUGAACCAGCUACUGUGCCAUUACCAACUCAACUGGACAUGAUCCGUAUUUAUAACGAUAAAAAUGUUUUAUUUUUAGGCGAUAGUGGUGCACGUCGGCGGCUCACGGACUGCAAAGGAGAUUUUGACGGGAUUUUUGCUGAUUUUCAGCUUAAAUUCCCCAAUAUCUGCACGCAAAUUCGUGAAGCAUUUCCAUCUACGUCGACGCACGAUCCGGUAAUCAUCUGGCUACCACCAGCACCAGCUCGCCUUUUAACUGCUAUUGAAGAUGAUCAAUUUCAGUUAUUAGUCAACACUUGCACCAAAAUAAUUAAACAGCAUAAGUUUGAAUUAAUAGAAACGAUGGAACCAUGGGUGGAAAAGCGUAAAGACCUGUACAAUGAAACAACACAUUUUCUUUCACCUGAAGGCGUUCGUAGCCUUACCAUUGCAAUUACAAGACAGGCCCUCAAGAUAUUGGGUGGACCAUUGAUUAUGUAUCCAAUUCCAAUAUUACCACAAUCAUUACUACUUCGUACCAAUCCAAGUAAUAAGAGGAAGCUAAGCGAUUAUAAUAAACGCAAAGACGAUUCAUAAUCACUUCGAAAACUUAAACUAGCUUUUCUUUUGUUAAUAUUUUUGUUAAAUAAAACUUCUUUCUUAUUAUUAUAAAUUUAAUUUCAACACUAAACUGAAAUUCAAAUUAGAUAGGCAUUGAAUAAAAUCGACGAGAAGAAAAAUAUAAUUCUUAAAAAUCCAAAUAUAUCUGGAAUACAUAUAGUAUUUCAAGUAUUUCAAUUAAUUCAAAUGAUAUCUAGAGAUUUGUAAAGUAGAAAUGGUAGUUGGAGUAUUGGAAUUAACUCAAAUCAUAUCAAGAUACUUCUGAAUCUACAGAUUUGUGUACUAGAAAUGGAACUUAGAGUAUUGGAAGUAAUAGGA